AUGGCUGAAAUCGCUGUUACUGCCGUCAUCACUGUGCUAUGUGAGAAACUGACCUCCGGUGAUCUGAUGAAGCUAGCUCGAUCGGAGGGAAUCGAUUCUCAGCUGAACAAAUGGAAGAAUACCUUGCCUCUGAUUCAAGCCGUGCUUGCUGAUGCAAGUCAGAAGCACAUAACAGACAGAGCUGUUCGCUUGUGGCUGAACAAUCUCCAGAAUUUGGCUUACUCAAUAGACGAUCUACUCGAUGAUUUGGCCAUGGAAUCUCUGCGACGCAAGUUGAAUAAGAAAUCUCAUGCAAGCACAAGCACUAGUAAGGCACUGAAGAUCGUCCCAACUUGUUGUACUAAUUUCACUCCUAGAAACGUUAUGUAUGGUCAGAAGAUGAGUUCUAAGCUAGAUGAGUUCACCACCAAAUUGCGUGAUCUUGUUGACCAAAGGAAUGAUUUGGGUUUGAAUGUGAAUGUUGAAAGGUCAAAUAUAACAGAGAGACGGUUGGAGCAAACUUCACUGGUUGAUGAGUCCAAAAUCAUGGGUCGGGAAGGGGAUAAAGAGGCCUUGAUGGGGAAAUUGUUGGGAAAUGAAGGAUGUGACCAGAAUGUGAGCAUAGUGUCGAUAGUUGGAAUGGGUGGAAUAGGAAAAACCACUCUUGCCAAGGUUUUAUACAACCAGGAGAACGUGAAAGAUCACUUUGAACUAAAGGCAUGGGUUUGUGUCUCUGAAGUGUGUGAUGUGUUCAAUAUCAGCAAGUGUAUUUUCGGAGCUGUAGGUGGGGAGAACAAAAGCUUUUCAAAUCUGGAUCUGCUUCAUGUAGCCCUGAAAGAAAAACUUUCAAAUAAGAGGUUCUUACUUGUUCUAGACGAUGUCUGGAAUGAAGACCACAAUAAGUGGGAACUCCUCCAAAGCCCUCUUCUUGUAGGGGCACCUGGAAGUAGAAUUAUUGUCACAACCCGGAGUACCAUGGUUGCAUCAGUGAUGGACUCAAAAGAAAUUUAUGGGCUGGACGUUUUGUCAAAUGAAGAUGGUUUAUCAUUAUUUGCUCAACAUGCGUUAGGUGAAAACAGCUUUGAUCAACAUCCAACACUUAAGUUGCUUGGUGAAGGUAUGGUUCAGAAAUGUGGUAGAUUGCCUCUGGCUUUGAAAGCACUUGGGAGGGUCUUGAAGGGAAAUAGGAAUGGUGAUAAAUGGGAGAAGUUGUUGAAGAGUGAUAUUUGGGAUAUAAAGGAUGGAAGUGAGAUUCUUCCCGCUCUAAGAAUAAGCUACUAUCAUCUCCCUCCACAUUUGAAGCAGUUGUUUGCAUACUGCUCUUUAAUUCCCAAGGACUACGUGUUUGACAAGAAUAAAUUAGUUCUUUUGUGGGUGGGAGAAGGAUUUUUGUCCCACUCAAAAGGAAACAAGUCAAUGGAGGGUUUAGGUCAUGAGUAUUUUGAAGAGCUAGAGUCAAGGUCCUUUUUUCAACAUUCAACGAAUGACGAGUUAGGAUAUACAAUGCACGACCUAAUAAAUGACUUGGCCACAAGUGUUGCAGGAGAGUUUUCCUUUAGGAUGGUGAAUGACAUGGAUGUAUCCGACACAAAUGAAACUUUUGAUAAGUUUCGUCACUUUUCACUUAUAGCUUCACCAUCAGGAUCAUAUAGAAAGCUUAAUGAAUUACAAAGAGCUAAACACUUGAGGACUUUCUUAAUAAUGUCACUUAGACAGGAAAUUGACGGCUUUGACAAAAUCCUUGUGGAAUUACUUCCUGAACUGCGGUUCCUGAGGGUGCUAAGUGUCGUGGGCUUGAAUCCUAACCGUUACAAUUACUCAGGAGCUUAUUGGAUAAUCACAAAGGUUCCACAAUCCAUUGGCAGUCUCAAGCAUCUACGGUACCUUAAUUUUUCUUAUACUAAAAUCACAUGUUUGCCGGAACAAGCGAGUGACCUUUAUAAUCUACAGACCUUGUUGCUUCAUAAUUGUCAUCAGUUAUCUAGCUUGCCUAAGAGUUUUGAAAAGUUAAUAAACCUGCGGCAUCUUGAUGUAAAUGACACUCCGAAAUUGAACAAGAUGCCCUUAGGGAUCGGUCGGUUGACGGGUCUACAAACUCUAUCCAAGGUCUUUAUUGAAGAAGGUAACGGGUUCAAAGUAUCCGACCUUAAGGGUCUAACAGAUCUUCAAGGCCGGCUUUCCAUUAUGGGUCUAGACAAAGUGAUAAAUCCAUUAGAAGCAAAGGAUGCCAACUUACAUCAAAAGAAGGGUCUUGAAGUUUUGGAGAUGAAAUGGAGUGAUAAUGUGUUUGAUGAUUCUCGGGAUGAGACGAUUGAAUAUGAAGUACUUGAAGAACUAAGGCCUCCUCCUAAGUUAAAAAACCUCAUGAUUUUGAAUAACAAGGGAACGAGAUUUCCUAGUUGGGUCGGUGAUCCUUCGUUUGAUCAGUUAACAAAGCUUAGGUUGUGUUGCUGUAAAAGUACACAUCUAACAACACUUGGACAUCUACGAUCUCUUAAGGAAUUAUUUGUUAAAGGUAUGAAUGAGGUGAAAACGGUGGGUUUUGAGUUUUUUGCACCUACAAAUUAUUUUCUUGGCAUUGCAUUUCCAUCUCUUGAAGUUCUGGAAUUUCAAGAUAUGCAAGGUUGGCAGAGAUGGUCGAUUAAUAGUGGCAACAGGCAUGUAAGUCCUAGAUCAUUUCCUCGUCUUCAUGAGAUCUCUAUAAACAGUUGUCCAAAACUAUCUCAAGUGUCAAUCGGAUCGAUACCUUCACUUCGAGUUUUAUAUAUAAGAAAUUGUUCCAAAGCAAUGUUAAGAAGCAUGGUUGGUUUAUCCUCAUCACUUUCUAAAUUUGAAAUGUCUAAGGUUAAGGGACUUACUCAACUACAUGGAGAACAUUUAAUGCAUUUUGGGUCACUUGAACAUCUAUAUAUCAGCAGUUGUGAUGAACUGAGAUACUUGUGGGAACGAGAAUCAGAGGCAUGCAAGAGUCUUGUGAGUUUACAGAAGUUGGAGGUAUGGAAUUGUAAAAAGUUGGUUUCAUCAGCCGAGAAAGAGGUUAAUUAUGGGAUUAGCAUGGAAUCUCUUAAACAAGUGAAUUUCAGUUAUUGUGACUCACUGGAGAGUUACAAUUGUUCAAAUACAGUUGAGAGGUUGGAUGUAUGGUUUUGUGGUUCACUGAUAUCAUUGACCUUCUCAACUGUGCAGGAGCACCCAUCCUCUGUCCCCAUGUCUUGCCUAACAUAUCUUUUCAUCAAUAAUUGCAAAAAUCUAAAGUCAUUUCCUCAUGAACAUUUUCAAAGUCUCACGUCUUUGGAAGAAAUGCUGAUAACUGAAUGUCCAAGUAUGGACUAUUCCUUCCCUUGUGGGGUGUGGCCUCCUAAUUUAAGGAAACUAAGGAUAGGAUGCUUAAAUAAGCCCAUGUCAGACUGGGGCCCGCAGAAUUUUCCAACCUCGCUAGUUCAACUAUACUUAAAGGGCGAAAAUUCAGGAGUGGUUUCAUUUGCAGUGGCAGACGAUGUGAGGAAUAAUAGUACUACUCCAUCAUCAUCAUCAUCAUCAUCAUCAUCAUCUUUUCUUCUUCCACCAUCUCUGGUUUCUCUAUCACUCGAUGGUUUUAAGGAUGUGGAAUCAUUUUCAGAGGUCUUACAAUAUCUCCCCUGCCUUAAAAGUCUUCAUCUUAUCUCAUGCCCAAAGAUUAGAGAUCUUGUCACAACUUCCAACCCAUCAAAUCUGAGAAUAAAUGUGGUGAAGUAG
Lactuca virosa is the source of this 3714-nucleotide messenger RNA. Lineage: Eukaryota; Viridiplantae; Streptophyta; Magnoliopsida; Asterales; Asteraceae. The record is from the annotation of a GenBank genome assembly.